GAGAGGAACAGAAUGGGACAGGACCUGAAGCGAUACCUGACGAGAUCCGUCCACACUGUACCUGGAGAUAUUUUUGCUGAUCGCUUCUUACUGAACCUCACUGGAGAUGUGGGCCGUUAGUCAACUGCUGCUGUCAUCUUGUUGUUAAGGUGAUGUUAGCCAUCGAGGUCCUGCUGUCGUACUUCUAAGUAAACGUUGAGUGUUUGCGAAGGAGACCGGAGCGGCUUUGUAUUUUACAUUAGUUUGAUCUCUUACACCUGCCAGCUGCUCGGUAGUGAUUCUUGAGACAUGGGGUCAGAGUCGGUGAAGGUGGUGGUCAGGUGCAGGCCCCUGAAUGACAGGGAGAAGGCGCUCAGCUGUAAGAUGGUGCUGACCAUGGACCUGCAGCACUGCCAGUGCUUCAUAGAAAAGCCAGGUGCAGUGGAUGAGCCACCUAAACAGUUCACCUUUGAUGGGACCUACUAUAUUGAUCAAACAACUGAGCAGAUGUACAACGAGAUUGCUUAUCCUUUGGUUGAGGGUGUGACUGAGGGAUACAAUGGGACAAUUUUUGCUUAUGGACAAACUGGAAGUGGAAAGUCUUUCACCAUGCAAGGGGUGUCUGAACCUGCAACCCAGAAGGGUGUCAUCCCGCGGGCCUUUGAACACAUCUUUGAGAGCAUUCAGUGUGCAGAAAAUACGAAAUUCCUGGUGAGGGCCUCCUACUUGGAGAUUUACAAUGAAGAAAUCCGAGAUCUUUUGGGAAGCGAUGCCAAGCAGAGAUUGGAGCUGAAAGAGCACCCAGAGCGUGGGGUAUAUGUACGGGACCUUUCCAUGCACACUGUGCACAGUGUGGGAGAGUGUGAAAGAAUCAUAGAGAAAGGCUGGAGGAACCGCGCAGUGGGCUACACGCUGAUGAACAAAGACUCCUCACGCUCCCACUCAAUCUUCACCAUCCACCUGGAGAUCUGCAGCACUGAUUCAUCUGACCAGGACCAUCUACGGGCAGGAAAACUCAACCUUGUGGACCUGGCAGGAAGUGAGCGUCAGUCUAAAACUGGUGCUACCGGCGAGCGACUCCGCGAAGCCACAAAGAUCAAUCUUUCCCUCUCGGCCCUGGGAAACGUCAUCUCCGCCCUGGUAGAUGGACGCUCCAGAUACAUCCCCUACAGAGACUCCAAGCUGACCAGGCUGCUGCAGGACUCUUUGGGAGGAAACACCCGCACCCUGAUGAUCGCCUGUCUUUCGCCCGCAGACAACAAUUAUGAGGAAAGCCUAAGUACGCUGCGAUAUGCAAACCGGGCCAAGAGCAUCCAGAACAGGCCUCGCAUCAACGAGGACCCCAAGGAUGCUCUGCUCCGAGAGUAUCAGGAGGAAAUCAAGAAGCUGCGGGCGCUCCUCACAGGCCAGCUGAGCACUGCUGACCUUUCAACUCUGCUGGCUGGUCAGUUUUCUGAGUCAUCCCCUGCUGUGUCCUCAAGGCCACAGUCCACCCCCACUGAAGAAAGGAAGGAAAAGAUUAAAGAGGAGUAUGAGGAGAGGCUGGCCAAGUUGCAGGCUGAAUACAAUGCAGAGCAGGAAUCCAAGGCGAAGCUGCAGGAGGACAUUGCUGCUUUGCGUUCCUCCUAUGAAUCAAAACUGUCCAGUCUGGAGAAGGCCCAAGUCAGCAGGGGGAGCUCUGUCCCCAAGAAUGUGGGCGCCAGCUGUACAUCCCAGGUUGCUUUGGAAGAACUCUGCAUGAGCACUGAUCCCAUGUGCCACAGUACAGUUGAGGAAACCUCCCAGACUAAGCUUUCCGAAAAAGAUCCAGAUAGAGCUGGACUCUUGGAGUCUUCUGAUGCAACUGCACCGGGGCCUCUAGACCAGAAACACGUCCUGGAAAGACUGCAGCAGCUGGAACAGGAGGUGGUAGGAGGGGAGCAGGCCAGGAACAAAGAGCUGCAACAAAGACAGCGGCAGAGAAAAAAACUUGCUGACCAGAGAAAAGCUCAGCUUGUCCAUGCUCUGUCAGAGAACAGCGAGGAGAGCGAAAAUGUGCUGCUGAAUGUCUACAACUCUAUCCAGGAAGAAGUCCAUGCCAAAAACCAAAUGCUAGUCAAAGUUCAGGGCAAGCUGAAAGCAGCCAAACUGGAGAUCCGUGACCUGCAGGCAGAGUUUGAGGUGGAGAGGAAUGACUACCUGGCGACUAUACGCAGGCUGGAGAAGGAAGGGCAGCUCCUGCACAGCCUGCUGGAGCGUAUGGUGCCUCUGGUGCGCCGUGACUGCAACUACAGCAACCUGGACCGCUUGAAGAAGGAUGCUGUCUGGGACGAGGACAGCGCCACCUGGAGACUGCCAGAUGUGAUGGUGCAGAAAACAACACUGCCUUCAGCAGUGACUCCAAAAGCUUCAGCUCGCAGAGGCUCAGGUUCUGAUGCUGGAGAAGCAUUUACGCAGGUGGAGGAGGACAGGUACAAGCAAAUGCUGGACAGAAGUGACAGUGAGAAUAUUGCCAGCAGCUACUUCAAGUCAAAGAGGGCGAGCCAGCUCCUCGGAAGUGACACCGCAAAAGCCCACGUUAACGUGGCAGGCCACCUCUCCAUGAGCGGCUCUAACAUGAAUCUGUCUGUGAGCUCAGACGCCAUCCUGCCUCGCCCCUUCCGUCUGGAGUCGCUGGAUGUCCCAGUGUCCAACGGUAAAGUGAAGCGCAAAAAAAGCAAAUCUCACAUCCAUAAUGAGGCGACUUAAAUGGACUGUGACCCACAUAUUUGCAGUUUUCUACAAUGACACUUUUGAUGACUCAUCAAAAAAUAAGUGUUGUAUAUGUAUAUCUGACUGUGAAUCAGUGUAUGCUUUUAUGACGGCUGCUAUCUAGAUUUACACAGGACCCAUUUAUUGCCGAUGUUACAAGUCCAUUUGCGUCAUGAGUUUUUAAUUAUUAAUGUUAAUUUUUAACUCAUUGCUACCUACUGUAUGAUGCUUCCUCGGUUUUUCUUUUCUUUUUUGCACAAGACAUAAUUUAAUGUUUGUUUGA
Messenger RNA from Maylandia zebra (zebra mbuna), 2992 nucleotides. It is a transcript of the gene kif17, whose product is annotated as kinesin family member 17. Gene Ontology annotation, molecular function: microtubule binding; ATP binding; microtubule motor activity. Gene Ontology annotation, biological process: microtubule-based movement. Lineage: Eukaryota; Metazoa; Chordata; Actinopteri; Cichliformes; Cichlidae. The record is from RefSeq and is a predicted model, not a curated record.